Aspergillus niger is the source of this 267-nucleotide messenger RNA. RefSeq lists its product as hypothetical. NCBI's taxonomy places the organism in Eukaryota, Fungi, Ascomycota, Eurotiomycetes, Eurotiales, Aspergillaceae. The coding region runs from base 1 to 267 and encodes 88 amino acids. The record is from RefSeq and is a predicted model, not a curated record. The transcript has a single exon.
AUGAUUGCAAGCAUAUCCUCUUAUACCUCUCCUCUGCCUUCAUCGUGCUUACCUUUCCACCCGGGUCUUCCCGUCGCUUUCGCGCGGGAUCGGGCGCUUCGUGGACUUCCCUUUUGGGGGAAGCCGCUCGCGGAAUCAUACCGGGCGCCAACGCUAGCCCUGUUUUGGGUUAGCGUAUUUGAUCCUAUACCGAUACCAGUUAUUUUCAAAGCCAGCGAACAGGAAAAGAAGGAUAAUAUCCCAUCUCGUCGACAAUCACCAAUUUGA